AUGGAAGUGCGAGACGAUUUCCAACGGAUGGACACGCCCCACUGUGACAUGCAGUGGGAGCCAACAGUCGAGCAGUCGACAACCGUCGCCGACGGUAACCAUCAUUCGGGACAGCAAUCGCCGAAGAAAGGCAAGAAAAGGAAGAGGCAUCCACCGAAAAGGCACGACCUACCUGUGAUACAUGAGUUCCAAGGAGUUGAUGGUCCUACUCUCGCAAAUUCGUACGAAGCGCAUGAUGAAGAAAAUACUCUUCCAGUGUAUUGCCACACUUCCAUCCCAACCCACAAUAGAAAUCGAGAAACCAGCAGCGAUACCAAUGAAUACUCCAUGCUUUCGCAUCCUCCAACACCAUUAAACCCCGGACAAGAUUCUCCUCGCCGCGAGACCUUCGAUCUCGUCCACCUACUCAACUCCAACAACUUCCGCGGCACUCUCUCCAUGUUCUCCAAACGGCUCGACCUCCUCCACGACCAAAUCUCCCUCUUCGAGACUAUAAAACUCGAACUAGAAAUUCUCAGGAAAGCGUAUUCUGGGAACGACGAGGCCAAGUACUACGCGAUCAUCAAGCGGAUCGAAGCAUACGACAACGUCGCUCGGAUCGCAGCGAUGCAUUUCACGGACGUGCUGGUGCACAAAUUGGCUCUCUGCGACGUUAUCGAACAGACCGAGUUUGAAAUGGAGAAGGAAGUGAGAGGUGAGAUUAAGAAGGCGAGGAAAGAGCUUGAAGAGUUGAUGAGGAGGUUUGAGGUUGAGUACUGUAGUGAGUUGGAGGGGUUGGAGGGGUCACUGGAGGAGGGCGAUGAUUGA
This is a messenger RNA of Aaosphaeria arxii CBS 175.79, 807 nucleotides long. RefSeq lists its product as uncharacterized. Bases 1 to 807 code for a protein of 268 amino acids. The record is from RefSeq and is a predicted model, not a curated record. Lineage: Eukaryota; Fungi; Ascomycota; Dothideomycetes; Pleosporales. The transcript has a single exon.